Messenger RNA from Perkinsus marinus ATCC 50983, 547 nucleotides. RefSeq lists its product as hypothetical. Gene Ontology annotation, molecular function: nucleotidyltransferase activity. Lineage: Eukaryota; Perkinsozoa; Perkinsida; Perkinsidae. The transcript has 4 exons. The annotation marks the transcript as partial. The record is from RefSeq and is a predicted model, not a curated record. Gene Ontology annotation, biological process: RNA 3'-end processing.
CAACGUCGAUUCCGGCAUCAGCAGGACCUUCAAAGGAGCUGGUGGAGGGAUAGCGGACAUUUCUGAGGCCUCUGCACUGGCCGCUCAGUUCGUUAUAAAGCACCAACAACAACAGCAGGAGGCCGCCGCUGCCGCUGCCGCUGCCAAGAAAGCAACCUCAGCGGCAGAAACCAACAGUGCAUCUGCUACUGGCACUACCGUUGGCAACGACUCUAAAUCUCGUGGUUCGGUUGUGGAUAACGCCUCGCCCUCUACAGAGGCCCCUUCCUCUACCACUGUUGAGCCAGCUGAGCUGCUAGAUAGCGAACUGUCGUCCUUCGUUGAACGGGGUUCCCGGAGGAAGAUUCAAAUCAUGUCCGAUUUGUGCCAUCAGGUUAUUCCCUCUGCCAAGGUUCCGAUUGUGGUGCUGUCAUGGAUAGGGCCCAACGGCAACGUACAGAUUGUGGAUGUGAGUAUCAAUAAUCAGCUCCCUCUACAUAACACUGCGUUACUACGGAACUAUGUGGAGAUGGACAAACGUGUCCAAAUCCUGGCGCUCUGUGUGAAG